This is a messenger RNA of Notechis scutatus (mainland tiger snake), 955 nucleotides long. Lineage: Eukaryota; Metazoa; Chordata; Lepidosauria; Squamata; Elapidae. The record is from RefSeq and is a predicted model, not a curated record.
UCAGCACCUUAGCCAAGCAGUGCAACCUGCAACCAAGACAGGUAGAGAGGUGGUUCCGAUACAGGCUGAAUCAGGACCGGCCCAGCUUGACCAAGAAGUUCUGUGAAACCAGCUGGAGGGCCACCUACUAUGCCACUUCCUUCUGCAUGGCGCUGGCCAUCCUUUACAACAAGCCCUGGUUGUGGGAUCUCCGUGAAUGUUGGGUUGGGUACCCCCAGCAGCCUCUCCAGACGAGCAUUUUUGGCUACUACCUUGUGCAGAUCUCCUUCUACUGCUCCUUGCUCAUCUCGCUGCCUUUUGAUGUCAAACGGAAGGACCUUCAUGAGCAGAUCGUCCACCACCUGGUCACUGUCUUCCUCAUCGGCUUCUCUUUCUGCUUAAAUUUCAUCCGUAUCGGUUCACUCGUCAUGUUCCUGCACGACAUUUCCGAUUGUCUCUUGGAGGUCGCCAAGAUGUUUACUUACCUGAAGUGGCAGAAAACGUGCGAUGCCCUUUUUGUCACUUUUUCCGUGGCAUUUCUGGUCACUCGCCUGGGGAUUUUUCCUUGCAAAAUUCUCCACAACACAUAUUAUUAUUCCAUGGAAAUCUACCAGCCUUUUUUCGGCUACUACUUCUUCAACGCCCUCUUGAUGGUUCUUCAGCUCCUCCACAUCUUCUGGUCCUAUCUGAUCAUUCGCAUGGUUUAUCGAUUCCUGAUCUGUGGCAUGAUGGAAAAGGACCUGCGGAGCCAAUCAGAGGGUAGCGAGGAUGAGGUGGGCCACCGCGAGAUGGAGCAGAAAAACGGCACCAAGGGUCCCCAGCCCGACCGCCAAUCACCUGGAGUCACCCAGAGAGCGUUCGUGCACACAAACGGGAAUUCCUUCUCUGGCAUUCCCACCCAAGCCAAAUAGCCCCAGCCUGCUCCUCGUUGCUGCUCUGCCCCUCCCCAGCCCUCCCCUCUGACCUCCUAGACUUG